AGCCGUUUCAACUUUCAGAUGUGAUCAAGGGAAAGAUGUCUCGGCUGCUUGAAUAACUCACCAGGACUUAUGACAGAGUACACAGCACACACAUACAGGACAGAGAGAGUGGGAACAAAUUGCAUUGGGAGGUUCCUGUCCUGGUGUAACUGUCAGAGCAUAAUGGUGGCAUUUAAAGGGAUCUGGACCAAGGACUUCUGGAGGGCUGUGUCUGGAGAAUACCUGGCCACUCUCAUCUUUGUCCUUCUCGGUCUGGGCUCCACCAUUAAUUGGGCUGCAGGGGAGGAGAAGCCUCCCCCGGCUGACCUAGUCCUUAUCUCCCUGUGCUUUGGCCUGAGCAUCGCCACUAUGGUGCAAUGUUUUGGUCAUAUAAGUGGCGGACACAUUAACCCUGCGGUCACAGCAGCGAUGGUUGUUACUAGAAAGCUGAGCCUGGCCAAGGCGUUAUUCUAUGUGCUGGCUCAGUGCCUCGGGGGUGUCACAGGAGCUGCGAUCCUCUACCUAGUCACACCUGCUGCUGUCAGAGGGUCCUUCGGUGUGACCUCGGUGAACCCCAACAUCUCAUUGGGACACGCUCUUCUUGUGGAGCUCCUAAUCACAUUCGAACUGGUCUUCACUGUGUUCGCCACCUGUGACCCUAAACGCUCUGACCUCGGAGGCUCUGCUAGCCUUUCCAUUGGCUUUGCUGUAGCUAUCGGUCACUUAUUUGCAAUCCCUUUGACAGGAGCCAGCAUGAACCCUGCUCGAUCUUUCGCGCCUGCACUGGUCACUCUUAACUUUGAGAACCACUGGGUGUACUGGGUGGGACCCAUACUGGGUGCCAUACUUGCUGCUGGCCUGUAUGAGUACCUGUACUGCCCUGACCCUGAGACGAAGAAGAGGCUGAAGCAGGUCUUCCAGAAGGACCCGUCAGGAAUAUACAGGGAGGUGGAGACAGAGGACAUUGCCAUCAAGCCGGAAUCUAUCCACACUAUUGAUCUGGAGAAAUCUGAGAAAAAGGAUCCUUUCCUGAACUCAACGGGAGAAGUGCUGUCUUCAGUAUGACUAUCACGUGCACUGGAAAUGGAGACCAAUCUUUAGAGCACAAUGACAAUCAAACUUUGGAGGAUCCAUCUUGAGCUUGUCCCCCUACAAAGCAGAAAAUAAUUUCUGUCAAUGAGGCCUUACAGCAAGUCUAAAUGAUUCUCAUUGUCAUAAAACGAAUAUGAUGUUAUGGCUCAAUCCCACAAACAUCUAAAAACUGUUCAAUACUCCUCCUGAAGCCCUCCUUUAAUGAUUUUUUUUGUAGCUGUGUUGGCAUGUGGCGAACAUUGAACGCUGCAGAAAGACGGUCCGCAAUACAUUGUGGAAGACAAAUAUGUGUGAGGUCAACCAAUUAUGUGGGGUCAUCACGCUGAAUUGGAGAUGUGAAGAAGAAAAUGCAGGCUUGUUAUUUUUGAAUUAGUGUCACAUUUGUUCCAUGUACUUUAUAUUUAAUAACAGGAGAGCAUUUUCUUCUAAUCAUUAAGCACAUUACAGGUCCUAAGCAACCAGGGUUUUUUAUUACAUUGCUCUCUAUUUUCAGUGCAUUAGUCAGGGAAAAAAGUAGUGCAUGGACAUAGAAACACUUUUUGAUGUUUAUUAUGAUUAUUGAUAAAUGAUCAUUUUAUUUUUUCAAUAUCGUAAGAAAUGUGAUUGUUAGCUGUUGUUAUUGUAUAGACCUAGAUUAUCUUCCUUUAGCACAUUUCACAUUUCAUAUUUCACUUUAUUUCAAACACAAGUUUUAACUUGUUAUUGAGAUGUUUGUCUGAUGUCUUUAUGAUUUUGCAUUUAGCUAGGUUCUUGUUUUAAGCUCACACACUUGAAUUGCUAGAAUACGUAAAAUAUCUUAACUAGUAUUAAUAAAGUUCCUUUUGUUUAUCUCCUCAUCAUAUCAUUUGAUCACUUUUGGGGUUAUGUAAACAGGAUAGUUGUAGAAAUACAUCUUCCUUACAAUCAAAAAUAAAUCUAGUGGCCAUCCCCAAAAGGCUUUUCACCUGAGCUACUUGUUGCUGAUCGUAGGAGCUGGGCACUGGGGAGCGGAAAUGUUCAGAUCAAUGAUGGAUUGGCUCAUCUACCUUAGAUGAUGUCUCCCUAUGGCCAGAUAAAUGUCCAGGAUGUGUGAUCCUUGUGAGUUAAGUCUCUGAGAAUAGCUUCAUGUAAUCUCAUUCCAUCAGCAGAUAGCACAGGAAAUGAUACCACUUUGUGAUCUGAAAUAGAAGCAAUCUGUUUUGUCUGAGGUUUAUUUCCUUUUCUGAAAGAACAGGUGCAAUUCAAUUUAUUUUUCUGUAAUGUAGAGGAAAUGAUCAGCUUCACUGACCCUACUGCAUCAACUGGUGUUGUCUACAUGCUGCAACUAUAUUGGGUUUUCGAGGCCACAACGCCAGUACAUUUCAGAUACUGAAUCAAAAUGGUUUUUCCUCCUACAUUGACUCACUUCCCCUAUUUCACCUUUCUCCCUAUGUAAGUGCAGUCUUUUUGUGUGACAACAGCAUCACCUACUGGCCACAGUGUGAACCACCUGCUCUGGAAUAAUGUUCCUAUUUGUAUUUCUCCAGGGGAGGGCACCCAAGAGCCUUGGAUGUACAGGUCUCACUGCAACCAUGGGAAGACAUAAAUCAGUUGUAUUCUUAAGUCUUAAGCCACAUUUCAUUUGAAAUUGUCAACGUUUUUUUAUUCAGAACUACACAGAAAUUAUACGUAUAUAACAUUACAUGUUAGACGCUUUUAUCCAAAGCCA
This is a messenger RNA of Notothenia coriiceps (black rockcod), 2758 nucleotides long. RefSeq names its product aquaporin-4. The record is from RefSeq and is a predicted model, not a curated record. Gene Ontology annotation, cellular component: plasma membrane; basolateral plasma membrane. Gene Ontology annotation, molecular function: water channel activity. Lineage: Eukaryota; Metazoa; Chordata; Actinopteri; Perciformes; Nototheniidae. Bases 70 to 1044 code for a protein of 324 amino acids. Gene Ontology annotation, biological process: water transport; transmembrane transport. The transcript has 5 exons.